UCUCUACCAUGGGUUCCCUUCAACCCUAAAAUCCCAACUCUCUUCUCAAAAUCUCAAAUCCCUAAUCCCCAAAGAGUACAAAAAAUGCUAGGCGGGCUCUACGGCGACCUCCCUCCGCCGUCUUCGGCGGACGAGGACAACAAGCCCACCAACUCCACCGUCUGGUCCAGCACCACCAAAAUGGCGCCGCAAACCCUCCGCAAGCCCUCUUCGAUUUUCGCGGCACCGCAGACGAUCCUCAAAUCCCUGCCCAAGCCCAAGCCUACGGCGGCUAAAAUCGCAGCGUCUCCGGUGGCCGCCGCGCCUGUGAUUUACAGCGACGCGGUGCAGACGGCGUUGGUCGGCGUCACGUCGACGGUGCUGGAGGAGUACGAUCCGGCCAGGCCGAACGACUACGAGGAGUACCGGAGGGAGAGGAAGAAGAAGGCGAUGGAGGCCGAGGUGAGGAGGGAGCUCGAUCGGCGGAGGAUGGAGGAGGAGGAGAAGGAGAGGAGAGAGAGGGAGGAGAGAGAAGUUGAACGAGAAAGAGAAAGAGAGAGGGAUAGAGAUCGAGAAAGAGAUGAUUCAAGGCUGAACAUUUCCGGCGAGGAAGCGUGGAGGAGAAGGGCGGCGAUGAGUGGCUCUGCGGCGGUUCCGGUGGCUCCAAGGUCGCCGUCUCCGCCGAGCGAUGCGGAUGGUUUUAUGAUUGGGAAGUCGGAGAGCGGAGGACUGGGGGUGGGAGCUGGAGGGCAGAUGACUGCGGCGCAGAGAAUGAUGGCGAAAAUGGGGUGGAAGCAGGGGCAGGGGCUUGGGAAACUGGAGCAGGGGAUUACUACUCCUUUGAUGGCUAAGAAGACGGAUAGGCGAGCCGGGGUGAUUGUGAAUGCAAGUGAAACAAAGCCGGAGAAGAAGGCCAAGGGUGUCAAUCUCAAUGGGCCGCCCACUCGGGUGCUGCUGCUCAGAAACAUGGUGGGACCUGGUCAGGUGGAUGACGAGUUAGAAGAUGAAGUUGCAUCAGAGUGUGCAAAGUAUGGUACAGUGACCCGGGUGCUCAUAUUUGAGAUAACAGAGCCAAAUUUCCCGGUGGAUGAAGCGGUAAGAAUCUUUGUGCAGUUUGAGAGACCUGAAGAAACAACCAAAGCAUUGGUUGACCUUGAUGGUCGAUACUUUGGAGGUAGAGUGGUCCGUGCCUCAUUCUAUGACGAGGAGCGGUUCGGUAACAAUGAAUUGGCUCCAAUGCCAGGGGAAAUCCCGGGUUUCACUUGAGUUACAAAAUCCGUUUGCAAUUUAGUUUUUCCUCAUCUGUAAAGUUACUGAGAAAUACAGGGUAGUCUUGGAUUCACAUUUCCAUGAUUAGAGUUAGAAAGCGUUACUUGCUGGCAGUCAUGGCAUCCAAACUUGCAGUCUAUUUUUGUGAACAUCAAGCUGAUGGAAAACUAUAAACUACAUGAGGUGAAGUAAAUGUCUUUACCAAUCUUGUUGUGAAACUCUAUUCUUUAGUCUCUGAUCAUAAUGCAUUUGUGACUGGAUGCUGUUAGUUGUAAAAACUAGGAGAUGUUGAAACAAAUUUGAUUGCAUAAAGUGGGUUGUUCUACCACAGCAUACUGCAACACUAGUUU
This is a messenger RNA of Fragaria vesca subsp. vesca, 1598 nucleotides long. Its product is annotated as DNA-damage-repair/toleration protein DRT111, chloroplastic-like. NCBI's taxonomy places the organism in Eukaryota, Viridiplantae, Streptophyta, Magnoliopsida, Rosales, Rosaceae. The coding region runs from base 85 to 1245 and encodes 386 amino acids. Gene Ontology annotation, cellular component: precatalytic spliceosome. Gene Ontology annotation, molecular function: RNA binding. The record is from RefSeq and is a predicted model, not a curated record. Gene Ontology annotation, biological process: mRNA cis splicing, via spliceosome. The transcript has 2 exons.